AUGUCUGGUCCAACACCACAUUCACAUGCUUCAAAUCCAGAACGAAUACCUGCUGUUGAAAUUAAAAAUGAUAUUAAAAUUAAAGCGGCUAUAUCUAAUGAAGCAGCAAGUUCAAUUAUACACUCGUCGUUACGCUCUUUACCUUUAACCGCAGUUAGCAGUCUGCCAUCAUCUGAUUCAUUAGCAAGAACUGUUCGAAGACAACGUCCAACAUUAUCUUUAACUUCAUCUUCUCAAUUACCUAUUGAAUUAAGAAAAACUGAUCGUGGAGACGAUUUUAUACUUUGUGAAGAUAAUGAAAUGAUUAUUUUUACUACAAAAAGAAAUUUGUCUUUGUUAAAAGAAUGUACACAUUGGUUUGUAGAUGGUACGUUUAAGGUUUGUCCUAAACAAUUCUAUCAAUUAUUUACAUUACAUGCCUUGUUAAAAUCUGUUGUUAUUCCACUCGUCUACGGGUUAUUAAUUGGUAAAAGUGGUGAUGAUUAUAAACAGUUUUUUGAAAAAGUCUUGGAACAAGAUGAUUUUCAACCAGAAUCAAUUCUUAGUGAUUUCGAAUCGGGUACAAUCAAAACCAUUAAAGAACUUUUUCCGAAUACUGUACAUAGAGGCUGUCUUUUUCACUAUGGACAAUGUAUAUGGCGUCAUAUACAAGAGAAUGGUUUAUCAACAAAAUAUGAUGAUGAUGAUAAUUUUAGAUUAAAUGUUAGAAAAUUAUUAUCAUUACCUUUUGUUCCAGCUUCAGAAGUGAUCGAAGCGUUUGAAUUAAUUGCUGAUGAAUUCGAUGAUGAAGCUGACACUCUUGUUGAAUAUUAUGAAAAGACAUGGAUCGGAGAGAAGAAGAAACGAGGAGCUGGAAGAAAAAAACCAAAAUUUAAUAAUGAAUUAUGGAAUCUAUAUGAGCGUGUCAUUAAUCAUCUUCCAAGAUCAAAUAAUUCGACGGAUCCCGCCGCCAUUCUGUUUCAUUUUAAAGCAAGCGAUGGUUUCAGCAGUAAUUCAUUGUUUCAUAUUCAUUCUAUUCAGCUUUACAGUAUGUCGCUAGUUCGAGUGAAAUCUCAAUUCUGUCGUGGGAUUGCUCAAUAUGAUCGAUGUUCGCUAAAUAGUGCGUGCGCCUGUUUCCAUAUACCAGGUGCUAUUGACGUUGGCAUUUGUACCGAUGAAUUCGUGGAUUGUUCUGAGCUAGUUGCAUGUAAAAGCUCAAACAACCAUUGUUUUGAACCUAACCAUGAAUGUGUACAUCAUCCUCGAUGUCAUAAUCUUCCUGUUUGUUAUCCAGUGCCUAGUUUCAAUCAACAAUUCUGUCCACCGAUAGCAAUGGCGAACACUACAACUACAAUUCCAACUACAACCAAAACUACCACUGCAAUUCCAACUACAACUACAACAACUAUCCAGCAGCUAGUAAUUCCUAAUAUUCCAGCCAAUGCCCAAUGGGAACAGAAUGGGACGACUGUUGCUGGAGGCCAUGGAGGGGGUGGUGCCACCAAUCAACUUUACUGGCCUUCGGGUCUUUUCGUUGAUGAUGAUCAAACGAUGGUCAUCUCUGACUACAACAAUCAUCGUAUCAUCCAAUGGAAGAUGAAUGAUACGAAUGGAAAAGUGGUAGCUGGUGACAAUGGCAAAGGAAAUCGAUUGGAUCAAUUGACUUUUCCAACCGAUGUGUUGAUCGACAAAGAGACUGAUACUCUCAUUACUUGUGAUCUAGGAAAUCGACGAGUCGUACGAUGGCCUCGUCGUAGUGGCACAACUGAAGGAGAACUCCUCAUCGACAACAUCGAUUGUUGGGGAUUGGCUAUGGAUGAUCAGAGAUAUCUCUACAUCUCUGACGACGAAAAACAUGAAGUAAGACGAUACCAUGUAGGAGAUAAGAAUGGAAUUAUCGUGGCUGGUGGGAAUGGCAGAGGUGAUGGUCUCAAUCAAUUCAACAAGCCGAAAUACAUCUUUGUCGAUCGACAACAGGCUGUCUACGUGUCAGACCGUGACAAUCAUCGUGUGAUGAAAUGGAAUAAAGAUGCAGAAGAAGGAAUUGUCGUUGCUGGAGGUCAAGACCAAGGGAAUAAUCUGACACAAUUGUGGUAUCCUAAAGGACUGUUCGUUGAUACGUUGGGUACUAUCUAUGUGGCAGACUGGGUGAAUGAUCGAGUAAUGCGUUGGCCUAAAGAAGCGAAACAGGGCACUGUCAUUGUGGUUAGACGACGUAUAUUUGGAUCAUCAUUACAAUCUAUUGAGAAACAAACACAAUUAAGAUAG
Rotaria sordida is the source of this 2247-nucleotide messenger RNA. Lineage: Eukaryota; Metazoa; Rotifera; Eurotatoria; Philodinida; Philodinidae. The record is from the annotation of a GenBank genome assembly.